AUGGAGCAGUUUUGCUACGAAGCAAAACUUAAUUUUUCAGAAUACUUAAAUCCAUACUUCCAUUACUGUGAGCUUCCCACUGAAAUCAACAAUGUGUCAAUACAGAUCGAGAACAGCACGAAAGUAACGCAGCGCUUUCUAUGGGAGAUCUUGCUGUGCAGUGGCAGCGAGAGGCUGCAGGAGGCCAGCCAGGCCCCUGCAUCUCCUCCUGGGCAGACUCCCAAGGUGGCUGGCAAAGACGGGCUGCAGGGGAGUCUGGCCUUCCUGCAGCAGCAGGGCAACGGGCUGCCGGGCGCCGGGCGCCCCAAAGAGAAGAAGCGGCCGCGGGAGAACAAAGAAGUGCCGCGGGCCAGCCUGCUCAGCUUCCAGGACGAGGAGGAGGAAACUGAAGAGGUUUUUAAAGUGAAGAAAUCAAGUUACAGCAAAAAGAUUGUAAAACAACUGAAGAAAGAAUACAAAGAAGAUCUUGAAAAAUCAAAAGUUAGAACAGAGGUCAAUUCUCCAACAGAUGUCGAACCACCGCUAGAAAAGACAGGACAGCUUAAGGAUAUAGGCCAAGAAGAUGGAACUGCAAACAGUGAGCAUGGUGAAGAAGAAAUGGAAGUUGAAAGUGAGAAGGAAGAAGAAAAACCAAAAGCUGGUGGGGCUUUUUCAAGUGCUCUGUCAUCACUGAAUGUUCUCCGCCCAGGAGAAAUUCCAGAUGCUGCUUUUAUUCAUGCCGCUAGGAAAAAGCGUCAAAUGGCUCGUGAACUUGGAGACUUUACCCCCGUUGACAGUGAACCAGGUAAAGGCCGCCUUGUUCGAGAAGAUGAAAAUGAUGCCAGUGAUGAUGAAGAUGAUGACGAGAAGAGGAGAAUAGUUUUUACAGUGAAGGAAAAAUCCCAAAGGCAAAAGAUUGCUGAGGAAAUAGGUAUUGAGGGAAGUGAUGAUGAAGCACUGGUGGCAGGGGAGCAAGAUGAAGAACUCAGUAGAUGGGAGCAAGAACAGAUACGGAAAGGAAUCAACAUACCUCAGGUUCAACCAAGUCAGCCUGCUGAAGUGAAUAAUCUGUACUACCAGAACACUUACCAGACACUGUCUUAUGGUUCAUCAUAUGGCAUUCCAUACACUUACGCUGCAUAUGGAUCAUCGGAAACCAAGUCUCAAAAAACAGAUAAUACAGUUCCUUUCAAAACUCCCAGUAAUGAGAUGACUCCUGUUACUAUUGAUUUGGUAAAGAAACAGCUUAAAGACAGGUUGGACUCUAUGAAAGAAUUGCACAAAGCUAAUCGGCAGCAAUAUGAGAAACAUCAGCAAAGCCGAGAGGAUUCUACCAAGGCAAUUGAAAGAUUAGAAGGGUCUUCUGGGGGUAUUGGUGAACAGUAUAAGUUUUUGCAAGAAAUGCGAGGGUAUGUCCAAGACUUGCUUGAGUGUUUCAGUGAAAAGGUGCCUCUGAUUAAUGAACUUGAAUCCGCAAUGCACCAGCUGUACAAACAGCGAGCUUCCCGCCUUGUCCAAAGACGACAAGAUGAUAUUAAAGAUGAAUCUUCGGAGUUUUCAAGCCAUUCAAAUAAAGCACUGAUGGCACCAAAUCUUGAAUCUUUUGGACGAGACAGAGUGAUCUAUCAAGAACAAGUAAAGCGUCGGACUGCAGAAAGAGAGGCUAGAAGAGCUCGUCGUAGACAAGCAAGAGAGCAAACUGGGAAGAUGGCAGAUCACCUUGAAGGCCUUUCCAGCGAUGAUGAGGAAACUUCAACGGAUAUUACAAACUUCAACAUGGAGCGAGAUCGUAUAUUGAAAGAAUCCAGCAAAGUUUUCGAAGAUGUUUUGGAAAGCUUUUACUCAAUUGAUUGUAUUAAGUCACAGUUUGAAGCUUGGCGCUCAAAGUACUUUGCUUCUUAUAAGGAUGCUUAUAUUGGCCUCUGUUUACCAAAGCUGUUUAACCCUUUAAUCAGACUUCAGCUGCUUAUCUGGACUCCUUUGGAGGGCAAGUGUCGAGAUUUUGAGACUAUGUUGUGGUUUGAAUCAUUGCUGUUUUAUGGCUGUGAAGAACAGGAGCAAGUGAAAGAUGAUGCUGAUAUUUCACUGUUGCCUACCAUUGUAGAAAGAGUUGUUCUUCCUAAAUUAACAGUGAUUUCUGAAAAUAUAUGGGAUCCUUUUUCUACAACACAAACGUCUAGAAUGGUAGCAAUUGUACAGAAACUAGUAGAUGGAUAUCCUUCAGUGGUGAAUGCAGAAAACAAAAAUACACAAAUGCUUUUAAAGGCAUUGUUGCUAAGAAUGAGGAGAACACUAGAUGAUGAUGUAUUCAUGCCCUUAUAUCCAAAAAACAUCUUAGAAAACAAGAACUCUGGUCCGUAUUUGUUUUUCCAACGUCAGUUUUGGUCCUCUGUUAAGUUAUUAGGAAACUUUCUCCAGUGGUAUGGAAUCCUUUCAAACAAAACUCUCCAGGAACUGUCAAUAGAUGGUCUGCUAAAUAGAUACAUUCUUAUGGCUUUUCAAAACUCUGAGUAUGGAGAGGACAGCAUUAAGAAAGCUCAAAGUGUAAUUGCUUGCUUUCCUAAACAGUGGUUUGCUAAUCUAAAAGGAGACAAGACUAUUUCUCAGCUAGAAAACUUCUGCAGAUACCUUGUUCAUCUGGCUGAUACAAUUUAUAGAAACAGCAUUGGUUGCUCUGAUGUAGAGAAAAGAAAUGCGAGGGAGCACAUAAAGCAGAUCAUAAAGCUCCUGGCAAGUAUCCGAGCACUGGAUCAUGCUGUGACAGUUGCAAAUGAUCACAACGUCAAAGAGUUAAAGAUUUUAAUAGAAGGAAAAUAGACUUUUCUGGCAACUCAUUUUGAGCUUUAAAACCAUUCCUGAUGUGUAAUUUAUGUACAUAUGUAAAGUUUCUUAAACUGUAAAGUAUUGAUCUUUGUUUUAAUACAAAGUGCAUUCUUAUAUACAGCAUCCUUUACAAAAAAAAAAAAAAUUUACUUCUUUGAAAACAAAAAUGGAAUCCCAAGAUUGUCAUCUUUCCAGAAAUCAGAUUUUCCUUAAGGUUUCUCAAAAUCUUGUUUACAAAAAUACUUUGUACCCAUGAUUAGUAGUCAUCUACUCCUGUUAAUUGUUCCAUGGUUAACUGGAAUGUGUAUAAUAUAUUAUGUGUAAUACAAUGUAUGCGUAUAUUUAUACCACCAUGUUGCUUUCACACUGGAUAUAGAGAUCUUGUACUGUUGGAAUAAGCUUUUCAUUUGCUAGAAAAUUCUUAUUUUGACAAUAAAAUGAUCAUAUUAUUGGUCAAAAGGGCUGGCAAAACAUUCAAAUAUCUGAAAAUCAUUUGAGCUAAAGAGUAGAGACACUUUCAAAUGGAGCCUGACCUUUAAAAAGCAGCUGUGCUGCACUCAAAUUGGAAUAACUAAAAAAUUAUCUGCAUUCAGAAUAUAGAACUCUUAAGACUGUUCUUAGAAACAAAACAGAAAGGAAAACCCAAAUCAAUGCUUAAUUAUUUUUUUCUUAAUACAGGCAUACAAUGAGAACUUGUGAUUAUUGCACAAGUAUACAUGACAGCACUUCGUAAGGCCCAAGCACCUUUCAUUUUGUAGGAAUAAUAGUUUACCCAUGAACUCUGGACCCUCAUUCCUUGUGCAAGUUGGUUAAAUUCACUGUU
Haliaeetus leucocephalus (bald eagle) is the source of this 3625-nucleotide messenger RNA. RefSeq names its product PAX3 and PAX7 binding protein 1 (gene PAXBP1). NCBI's taxonomy places the organism in Eukaryota, Metazoa, Chordata, Aves, Accipitriformes, Accipitridae. The record is from RefSeq and is a predicted model, not a curated record. Gene Ontology annotation, biological process: mRNA splicing, via spliceosome; positive regulation of transcription by RNA polymerase II. Gene Ontology annotation, molecular function: DNA binding. The transcript is spliced from 20 exons. Bases 1 to 2796 code for a protein of 931 amino acids. Gene Ontology annotation, cellular component: nucleus.